Messenger RNA from Cydia pomonella (codling moth), 3419 nucleotides. It is a transcript of the gene Kap-alpha3, whose product is annotated as importin subunit alpha-4. Bases 181 to 1728 code for a protein of 515 amino acids. Gene Ontology annotation, molecular function: protein binding; nuclear import signal receptor activity. The transcript has 6 exons. Gene Ontology annotation, cellular component: nucleoplasm; cytoplasm; nucleus. Gene Ontology annotation, biological process: NLS-bearing protein import into nucleus. The record is from RefSeq and is a predicted model, not a curated record. Lineage: Eukaryota; Metazoa; Arthropoda; Insecta; Lepidoptera; Tortricidae.
AAAUCCAAGGGGCGACGGAGUUGUACAUUUUUCCGUGUUAAAUAGGUUAAUGAAUCAGCAACGUAUAAAGUGCCGUUAAAACAUGUUUGUUUAGUUCCCUAUAGCUUUAUUUUAAGUUAGUUCUUUAUUUCAUUGUGUAAUAACCACGUUUUAAGCGCUCGGUGCACGAGCACAAUUAAAAUGGCGACUGACCCAACGAAAAACCGCAUGCAAGUUUUUAAGAACACAGGCAAAGAUGUCGACGAAAUGCGCAGGCGGAGAAACGAAGUGACAGUCGAGCUGAGGAAGAAUAAAAGAGAGGAAACCCUUCAAAAACGGCGCAAUGUGCCCAUCAGUGACUCGACAGACGAGGACGAGAUCGAGAGAACGUUGGCGUCGACAGACUUGAAGGAGCUAGUGAUGAACGCGGCAAACGGCGAAAACCCCGAAGUACAGCUCGCGGCUGUGCAGCAGUGCCGCAAGCUGCUCUCGUCAGACAAGAACCCGCCGAUCGACGAGCUCAUCGCCACAGGCAUCCUGCCCGUGCUCGUGCUAUGCCUGUCGCGCGCCGACAACCCGACGCUGCAGUUCGAGGCGGCCUGGGCGCUCACCAACAUCGCCUCGGGCACCUCCGCGCAGACUAACAAAGUCGUCCACGCUGGCGCCGUACCCUGCUUCCUCCAACUCCUGAUGUCCCCACAUGAGAAUGUCUGUGAACAAGCCGUAUGGGCGCUGGGAAACAUCAUUGGUGAUGGCCCAGUGCUCCGAGACUUUGUUAUCGACUUAGGAAUGGUGCAGCCUCUCCUGAGCUUUAUCAAACCUGAUAUCCCUAUUUCGUUCCUGCGUAAUGUCACCUGGGUGAUUGUGAACCUGUGCAGGAGUAAGGACCCGCCACCGCCAGUCAAGACCAUCCAGGAGAUCCUCCCCGCACUCAACGUACUCAUCAUGCAUAGCGACAUUAAUGUUCUAGUAGACACAGUAUGGGCCAUCAGCUACCUAACGGACGGCGGCAACGACCAGAUCCAGAUGGUGAUCGAGUCCGGCAUCGUGCCCAAGCUGAUCCCGCUGCUGUCGCACAAGGAGGUGAAGGUGCAGACGGCGGCGCUGCGGGCCGUGGGCAACAUCGUGACGGGCACGGACGAGCAGACGCAGGUCGUGCUGAACUGCGACGCGCUCUCGCACUUCCCUGCGCUACUCUCACACCAGAAAGAAAAGAUAUGCAAAGAAGCAGUAUGGUUCCUAUCUAACAUCACAGCGGGCAACAAGAAGCAAGUCCAAGCGGUGAUCGACGCCGGGCUGCUCCCGAAGAUCAUCGAGAACCUCAGCAAGGGAGAGUUCCAGACGCAAAAGGAGGCGGCCUGGGCCGUGUCCAACCUGAGCAUCAGCGGGACCAAGGAGCAGGUUUCUACGCUCAUCCAGUGUGGGGUCAUACCGCCUUUCUGCAAUCUUCUCAGUUGCAAGGACACGCAAGUUAUCAAUGUGGUGCUCGACGGCCUCAGCAACAUGCUGAAAAUGGCUGGCGAAGGCGCUGUAGAAGUGGCCAAUCUCAUUGAGGAGUGCGGAGGCUUGGACCGCAUCGAGGCCCUACAGAGCCACGAGAAGAAUGAGAUCUACAAGAUGGCCUAUGAUAUCAUUGAGCAAUACUUUGCUGACGAGGAGGAGGACGCGACGCUGGUGCCGGCGGCGGCGGACGGCGGCUUCACGUUCGACCCGGCGCAGGGCGGCGCGCACGACGGCUUCCACUUCUAGGCGGCGCCGCCCCGCCGCCCCCGCCGCCGCGUCCACGCCCCCGCCCCGCCCCGCCCGGCGCGCUGCACGAGUACUGUCACAUGUCACACGAGCUGGAGCUUGAUCAGAGAUCGCCCAAAUGGAGGCUGGCUGAGAUAUGUGUAGCUAGCAUCAAAUAUAAACGUCAUGUCAUUGAAAUUAACAUAAAUGAUGACACUGCCACACUUCAUUGCAAAUGCUUUGCGUCCUUAUUUCGAUAACAAAGCUACAAUAUACAUGACCACUGACUGUCAAUAUGUAUUUGAUGCUAGUUGUACGUACAUUUAUUGCGUCGUGCUCUGAGCAAAAACAGUGUCAAAUUGUUUAGAGGCAGUUUUUGCUCGCCUUCGAACUCCUUUGAGACACGACGACUAAUACCAUCACAACAGAAUAUUUCAUCCCGUGAUUUUUAACUCCGAAACAUAAUUUAGAUACGAGUUUAUAUCCACAGGAAGCUUGGCCCACGACAAAAAUCCAUGAAUCUCAUGUGAUACAAGCUACACCCUGACGCACAUGUGACUCACCAGAGUUGUGACUUUUUUUGUAAUCGUAACUUGAAUUUUAUAAUGACGCUUUAUGGAACGGGGGCCGGGGUCGAACGAAUACAAAAAAGUCUCACAAGUCGUAAUAAGACUAAAUGCUUGUAUAUAAGUCUAGGAAUGACGUUUUGAUUUAAUCCCAAAGCCUUUGCUAUAUGACACGAUUGACGAAUGAAAGUAAUGCUCUCUCAGUCCCACAUAGCGGCGUCCCUUUCGGUCCUGAUCGUGUCAUUUAGCACGCUUAAAUAACUAAAAACCCUAAGUAAUCGUGAACGUAGCUUUAGUUCAAUUUUUAAACAACUUCCCUGUUGACGUUAAAUAUUUGUGUAGUUAUAAAUACGUAUACAUUUUUCAUCUUGUCUUCAACUUGAGAUCAAUAAGUCUAGCUUUCCUUUGGGUUGGAAUGUCAGAUGGCAGUCGCAUCCUUACAAACUUGUCCUUGUCUAACGCCAAAAACUUAAAAAUGGAAUUUUAAAAAUGUAUACAAUAUUUUAUAGCUUAUACACACGUGAUUUAAAAGUAAAUAGGCGGGUCCACAGAGCGAGCAUACGCGCGAGGCAAUUUCCUCGCUAGCAAAACGGCUAGUGUAGACGUGCCUCGGGAGGAAAUUGCCUCGCGCGUAUGCUCACUCUGUGUGGACCCGCCUAAUAGGUAAUUUUUUACAAUGAUUUAAUGUAUGUAUUUAGCAGGGAGGUUGUUCAGAUGCUCGUGCCUUCGUCCAUCGUCGCAGGCAGCCAUUAUAGCGUUUUAUGGACGGUGGUAUCCGUUUGUUUGAUGCCACAAUAUUUUGAUUGUAUAACGUUAAGGUACAGUCAGCUACGGCUAAAAUUAGAGGCAUAUGGAAUUUAGAUAUUUUUGUUGAUUUGGAUGUAUAUUUUGACCUAACUAUACAAUAAAAGAAAAUUCAAAACAAUACUUCAAUUUACUUGUUAACGAAGUAUCCGUUACUUUUUUGAAACAAUUGUUUCCAAAUAUUUUUAUGUUUAUCUUAGAACGUAAUACUUUUUUUUCUAAGUAUUAUGUUCUGUAUUUUGAAAGAAGGGCGUCAGACAAACUACCACAGCAUCUUAUGCCAAAAUCAUCAACGAUAUACUUACAUAAUAUAUUAAAUGUCAAACCAAUAGACAAAAAAAA